AUGAUUUCUAGAUAUGUCGCGUUCAUUCAGCAGUUAGAAGACGAUCUCCUAUCCGAAAAGUCGAUUCAGGAGCAACAAUUUGUGGUCGUGGGAACAGCAAUGAACGAAUUGAAAAACAGCAUUGCUCUGGGAGAGUCUGAGAAGAAGCAGCUCCAGUCCGAAAUUGCACGAAUUCAGGAAGAGAUUCAAGCGAGCAGUCAGCGCAAACAAGACGUUUCCACGAUGCGCGACAAGCAGGCCUCGGAGAUCCGUCUGCUGCAAUCCCAAGUGGAUUCGAUCACCAACACCACCGAAUCCCUUCGAAAGGAAAAAGAAGAGAGCGAAGCGACCAAAUCGCAGCUAAGCUCCGCCUUGCAGCAGCAACAGCAAGAAAUCGGCACAUGCUCGCAAGUUUUGGAGGAAUCCUACACGCAGAAGCAUGUGAAGCUGACCGCGGACAUCAAUGAGAAGAGAGAGCAAUUCGAGCGUCUGAAAGAGCAGUUCGCCUCGGAGUGCGACGCACGUGCCAAGGAACUCAAAGAGCUUCGACAGACGAUCGAAGCGACCUCCAACCGUCUGCAAGACCUCGAGAGCCGAGCGAGCGAAUUGCAGCAAAAUUCGGCGGCCGCCGAAGCGGAGCUGUACGUGCACGCUGAUUGGCUGACCCGCAGAGCGAACAUUCGAUCGAACAUUCAGCAGAUGGAGUCGGAUUUGGCGAACACAACGUCGCGUUUGCAGUCGAGCACCAGCGAGAUGACGGUGCUGUUGCAGCAGAAAUCGGACACCGACACGUUCUACAGCCAGCGUGUGGACCAGGCGCUUUCCGCGGAGAAAUCGACGAUCUACGAGCGCGUGGUGGAGGCGGACGUGCAGAAGGCGCAGGCGGAAUGCGAGCGACGCCGCGUGCAGCAGGAGCUGGAGCGGAGGCAGCAGGAGCUGCAGGAACAUUCGAAGAAGGUGGAGGAGCUUCGGCUGAAGAUCAGCCAGGCGGAGAAGGAGUCGGAGACGGGGAACACGAUUCUGGCGCACAGCGAAGUGGAGAUUGCGAACUGCAAGGAGCAGACCAAGCUGAUUUCCGCGGAGAUCGAAACGGUCGUCGCGUCGCUGAAGACCCGCAACGAGAAGAUAACCGCGGAACUGGAGGAGUUGUCGAUCCAAUGCGAGGAGUUGGAAGACAAAGUGGCGUUGGUGUCGGAGGAACGCAACUCGCAAAAAGUCCGGAUCGACAACCAGCUCCGUAGCGACCGCCUGGCUUUGGUUCAGCCAAUAGAAUCGCUGCAGGCUACGCACGCGGCGCUUCGGUCGCAGAACGCCUCGCUGCAGGCGGACUUUGCGAGCGUCCAGGAGAUGAAGAACUCGUCGAAGGAGAGCGGACGGUCGCGGAUUCGGAAGCUGCAGCAGUCGGUGCAGGCGUUGCAGCGCCGCGUGGAUGAAACGUCCUACGUGGAUACGAUCUACACGGAGCAGAAGCAGCGGAUUGAGAACCUGGAGAAGAAGGAAACGCAGGCGGAACAGACGCGUCGCAUGCUGAGCGAUAAGAUUCAGUGCAUUCUGGGGAACGUGGAGAGCGACAUCAUCGUGCACGAGAACGAGCGGUUUCUUCAGAACACGCUGGAUAUAACGCCCGAUGAGACGGGCGUUUCGGUGUAUGGGACAGGGCAGAAAUCGGGGGUAUUUGUGGCCGACCGCGUGUAUUCGGGAGUGAUCGAGAACGGGUCGAUUCUGAGUCGGAUCGAGGAUAUUUUGUACACGGCGUUGGACGGGAAGGUGAUAACGAUUUUGAACUUGGGAGCGAUGCAGCUUUCGUAUGAUAAACGUGAAUUUCUGUUUAGUAUGUUUUGA
This is a messenger RNA of Blastocystis hominis, 1821 nucleotides long. RefSeq lists its product as hypothetical. Lineage: Eukaryota; Bigyra; Opalinata; Blastocystidae. The transcript is spliced from 6 exons. The record is from RefSeq and is a predicted model, not a curated record. The coding region runs from base 1 to 1821 and encodes 606 amino acids.